AGUCUUUCAUGGAAGUGAAAUGUCCCAAGAAAGCAACAGAGAACUUUGUGGAAAAAAAAUAAUAAUAAUAAGAAAGCUGUCCAAUUAACAUUAACUCCAAUAUGUAUCCCAUCAAUCCAAACAGGAUUCUAAGGUGUGAAAACUGGUCUUAAAAUUCAAAGCUCAAUUUCCUUAAAAGUCUCUUUUAAGGUAUUGAAUUUCUAUCCUCAAUUUUAAGCCUCCUCUGUUUCUUGCUCUGUUUUUUCACCUAUGGUGUUUCGUCACAGAAAGCUCUUUCUACCAGCCCCAACAAAUUGUACAUUUACUAAGCGUACACAAAAUUGUGUAUGCCCGAAUAACUGGAUGGAUUGUCCUCCUCCGUCAACGCCUUCGUCGCCACGACCACCACCGCGGCCUAUAUAUCCAGAUCAUAAUCAAGAUGGUGGUGAUGGUGAUUAUGACAACAUAAACACCCAGAAACACAUAGUCCAAACCAGUUUAACAGUCACUUCUUCAAUGGUGGUCGGUGCUUUUGUUCUCUGUCUCAUUUACAUGGUGUUGAAGAAGUACUUAGUCAGAAGGAACAAUUCCAGGACAAGAAAUUUGCCGAUCAUUUUCCACACCCAGGAUGAUUUUCUCGAUGAAGAUCAUGGUCCCGUAAUUGACCACCCCAUCUGGUUCAUCAACACCGUUGGUCUCCCACAGUCUAUAAUCGAUUCCAUCACCGUCUUCAAGUACAAAACAGAGGAGGGGCUAAUUGAAGGAAAAGAGUGCUCUGUUUGUUUGAGUGAGUUUGAAGAGGAUGAAAAUCUUCGUCUAUUGCCCAAGUGUAGCCACGCUUUUCAUCUUCCUUGCAUUGAUACAUGGUUGAGAUCUCAUAAAAAUUGCCCGCUUUGUCGAGCACCUAUUGUCUCCGAUAUUUUCGCUGCAGCCGCUCAGGUAAGUGUUUCUUCUGAACCAAGAGUGAAUGAUUCUGAUCAUAACCAAGAAACCCAGAUAGAAAAUUCGGAUAACAAUGGUGGGUUAGCAAGCAAUAACGAAAUUGGAGAAGAAACUAGUGGAGUUAGGGGAGAAGAAGAUAACAAUGGUGAAAAUGGAAGGAACAGUGAAAACCCAAUAAAGGGUUUGUCUGAUUCUGUUCUGGAAAACAAUAAUUCUGGAAUUCUGAGCGAUUUGGAUGAGAGAAGAGGAGAGAUCAAUGAAGAAGAAAUGCAACAACCAGUAAGGAGAUCGGUUUCGGUGGAUUCUUCUGCAACAAUGAUAUGUAGGGAUGUUGCUAAUUUUGUUUCUGAUCAAGGAAAUUCAAAUUCCUCCCAGUUGGUGGACGUGAAGAGUUUGAAUUCCAAACGGAGCAGUGGAAAUUUAAGCCUGUACAAACUGGUGAAUUCAUCAAUUGGGCGUUCUUUGCAGAAAGGUUCUGUUCCAAUGAAAAGGUCGUCUUCUUCAUGUAGCAGAAAGUUCUAUUCAUCCAGACAUUUCAGGAGCCAGAGCUCAACUCUUCCUAGGUGAAAGAGUUUUGGCUUUUGCAAUCUGUUUUUUUUCUUCUCUCUUCUUUUUGUGUCUAGAGCCUCCUCAGUGGACAUUGAUAUUAUUAAUAUAUUAUAUGAAUAUUAUUAUUACCAAAUAUAUAUAUACACAUAUAAUAUAUAUGAAUGCAUUGUAGCUGCUUUGUUUUGUUGCUACUGAACAGAGCAGAAUGAAGCUUGGUCCUGUACUGAAGCUCUCCUUGAAUGGAGAUUUUUUUGGGUGCCAAAAGUUUCUACUUAUAUAUGUAUUUUAAGAGACUGUCUCCUGCACUGUGUAAACUGUGAGGAUCCGGGAAGCUUUUUGUUGAUCACAUUAUGCUUUAAAUCUGUUUAUUUCUAAACCAUCGAAGUAUGUUUCUCCCAAUUAUAUAUCAUAUAGAAUGUAUGAUUUUGCGAUA
Messenger RNA from Ziziphus jujuba (common jujube), 1903 nucleotides. Its product is annotated as E3 ubiquitin-protein ligase RING1. Gene Ontology annotation, biological process: protein ubiquitination. The record is from RefSeq and is a predicted model, not a curated record. The coding region runs from base 250 to 1488 and encodes 412 amino acids. Lineage: Eukaryota; Viridiplantae; Streptophyta; Magnoliopsida; Rosales; Rhamnaceae. The transcript has a single exon. Gene Ontology annotation, molecular function: transferase activity.